Messenger RNA from Sceloporus undulatus (fence lizard), 3870 nucleotides. It is a transcript of the gene DEF8, whose product is annotated as differentially expressed in FDCP 8 homolog. NCBI's taxonomy places the organism in Eukaryota, Metazoa, Chordata, Lepidosauria, Squamata, Phrynosomatidae. Bases 627 to 2021 code for a protein of 464 amino acids. The record is from RefSeq and is a predicted model, not a curated record. The transcript has 12 exons.
CAGAGCCCCUUCCCCACCUCUCCCCUCCCUGACCCUUCCUGGGGGCUCAGAGGAGGGCCCAGGAGACCCCUUUGGGUGGCUGGCUGGGGGUCCUCCCUAGGGAUCACUAGGAACAGACCCCCCCCGGUCCCCUCUUCCUCUCCUUCCUCCCCUUGGGCAUCCCAUGUAGCUUGGAAGGCUUGCUUGACAGACAGACCCCCCCAAACCUCCUUCUGGACAACCUCAGUUGGGAAGACGACAACACCCAGCAUCCACAGACCCUUGGGAUGGCUUGCGUAGGGAGCCUGGGAGUUGUAGUUCCUGACACAUUUCCAUGGGUGGGGGGUAUGGGUUUGUUAGUUUUGCCAAGAGGCACAGGUGUUGUUGUUGUCUAAAGCAGUGAUUCUUCCCCCCCCCAAAGUGUGUACUUCCAGAUGUUUUGGACUCCAGUUCCCAGAAUUCCUGACCAUUUGGGGGCUUCUGGGAGUUGUAGUCCAAAACAGCUGGUUGAAAGGGAAUGUUUCUCCUCUGAACUGGAGCAUCCUCAGCCUCUCUCCUGACAGAUGCUCCCAUGAAAGCCCCUCUCUGCCCCAAGAUGCCUCUCUUCAGUUAGGUCUGUUUUAACUCAUGUGGAUCUGUAAUGGAUAAUGCUGCUGUUUUUGUCUGAAGGUGGGACUGCUAUGGAAUAUGACGAGAAGUUGGCCCGCUUCCGACAGGGCCAUCUCAACCCCUUCGACAAGGCCCCGUUGCAAAGCCCUACCGACCAGAGGAUGACCGGGGGCGAAGUCGAGUUCCCACAGAAAGCAGACUUGAGGCUGGGAUUGUCCUCUGAGGAGCCUGCUUUCCCGUGUUCGGAGCGCACCAUGGACUUGGGACUGGCAGAGGACCAUUUUUCGCGUCCGGUGGGCUUCUUCCUGGCUUCGGACGUUGAGCAGCUGCGCCAGGCCAUUGAGGAGUGCAAGCGUCGGAUCCUGGACCUUCCGGACAAUUCGGAGAAGCAGAAGGACGCGGUGGUGCGGCUCAUUCACCUGCGGCUCAAACUUCAGGAGCUGAAGGACCCUAGUGAGGAUGAGCCCAACAUCCGAGUAAUCCUGGAGCAUCGCUUCUACAAGGAGAAGAGCAGCAGGAGUGUGAGGCAGACCUGUGACAAGUGCAGCACCAUCAUCUGGGGGCUCCUUCAGACCUGGUACACCUGCACAGGUUGCUCUUAUCGCUGCCACAGCAAGUGCCUGAACCUCAUUGCCAAGCCAUGCGUAAGGUCCAAAGUCAGCCACCAAGCUGAGUACGAGCUCAGCAUCUGCCCAGAGACAGGGCUGGACAGCCAAGACUACCGCUGUGCUGAGUGCCGGGUGCCGAUCUCCCUCCGGGGGGUCCCAAGCGAGGCUCGCCAGUGCGACUACACAGGCCUUUAUUACUGCACCAACUGUCACUGGAACGACCAAGCCGUCAUCCCUGCCAGGGUCAUCCACAACUGGGAUUUUGAAACCCGUAAGGUCUCUCGGUGCAGCAUGCGCUACCUUGCCCUGAUGGUUUCGCGGCCGGUCCUCAAGCUGCGUGAGAUCAACCCUCUUCUCUUCAACUACGUGGAGGAGCUGGUGGAGAUCCGGAAGCUGCGCCAGGACAUCCUCCUCAUGAAGCCGUACUUCAUCACUUGCAAAGAGGCCAUGGAGGCCCGGCUGCUGCUCCAGCUGCAGGACCGGCAACACUUUGUGGAGAAUGAUGAAAUGUACUCGCUGCAAGACCUGAUUGACGUCAACGCUGGGCGCCUGGGCUGCUCCCUGACGGAGAUCCACACACUCUUUGCCAAACAUAUCAAACUGGACUGUGAGCGGUGCCAAGCAAAAGGUUUCGUGUGCGAGCUUUGCAAGGAGGGGGACGUGCUCUUCCCCUUCGACAGCCAUACCUCCAUGUGCGUAGACUGUUCGGCCGUCUUCCAUAGGGACUGCUACUAUGACAAUUCAACAACGUGUCCCAAGUGCGCUCGGCUCAGUAUGAGAAAGCAGUCGCUGCUCAGGGACCCCAGCACAGAGCUGCAAGCCUAGCAUUGUCUUCCCUUGUCUCCUGGGCAGAGAGACACACAGAGAGACAAUGGUAUCAGAGCACUUGGUGUUCCCCAUUAGGUUGGGCUUCGCCAAUCCUUGCCUGCAAAGGACUUGGCAAAGAGAGAGGAACCUUUCACAGGAACAUUGCUGGGAACAGACCGCUCAAAGCUGGAAAAUGAGGCAGAUGGGCAGGUGUCGAACCUUGCUCCUAGCCCCUCUCUCACUGGAAAAGCUGCUGAGACUUCUCCAUUUUGUGUGUGUUGGGCUCUAACAAACUCUCCAUACCUGGAAUUAGAAGACUCAGGUGAAAAACUGAGGUGUGAGAAGGACGCGUUCUUGGCUUUGGAAUUACUCCCGGCAGAUCUGUGCUGAGCUGAACAAUCCUGGAGAAAGAACUGCCUGACCACGAUUGCACGAAUGUAGCUGCCAGCUAAACGCAGCGACUGCUUUUUAACACUGCCAGUCUGUGCUGGCGUGUGACAGUGAAAGUGCAACUGUGGUUUCUUUUCAAAGACAACAUUGGUGAAGAAGAUUAUUUAAGAUGGGUUGGCCUUGGGGUGACCUGGCAUCUAAAAGUUAGUCCUUUUUGACUUAGGUACAUCUGUGAUGGAGAUGGGCAGAGAGGGGUUCCUUUCCUCUUCUCCAUGAUGCUCACUAGAGGCAAAUCCAAGGAAUGUGUACAUUGCAAAGUUGGAACCAUCCCUGGCAUCCAUGGAGAAGAGAUGGCAGGGUACGUAAACCACAGUAAAUUAUCACAAGCACUAAAAUCACUUUAAAUAAAGCUGUGUGUUAAGUCUUGGUGUGAUUUUAGGCUUUUUUCUGUUGGGCCUGCCUUGCAUCUUCUUCUUCUUCCUCCAGAACAGCAUCUUCUGGGGCUAUUAAGGACAUUUAGUGGCCAAAGAAAUCUGGAGGAUGAUAACUUAAUGGUGCAAAAGACUAAUUUAUAGAAGCUAAUUUAUGUAAGAUUUCCGGUGUCUAAGUGAUGGAGAUCUUGCAGUAGAAUUUCAAGCUGUGCAGUAUUUAUUUAUUUACUGUUCUCAGAGCAUGGUUAAACUUUUACACCAUUGUUAAGCUUUGGGAAGAUGUGGGCAGCCACUGGAGCACUGUGGCAUUGAGUGCUGUUGUGUACUCAAUAUGUAUUUAUUGCACAUGGUUGCGUGCACACAUACACACACAAAGAUGAUGUGGAAGUGUUCUUAGACCUUUUGUCUCCAUUUCGACUAAGUGCUUUGGGUGACAGGAACAUACAAAUACAGUAACUUUGCUAGGUCUUUUAUUUAUAGUCUUUCAAAUAUACCUAUAAAGUUUUGUUUGCAACAGAUUUUAUUCAAUAAUCUGACGCUUCUAUGGGUAUGUGAUAAAUCUGUCACAAAUUCAACUCCUUAGGUGAUGAAUAGAUAUGCAAGAAUUCAGUUAUAAUCAAUGCUGGAUUGUCCAAUGAAAGAAGUGUGGGUUUCAGCUCCACACAGACAGUUGGCUGUUGGUGUCAACCAUUCAAAACCGACUUGGAUUUUAAAUAGGUUACCUGUUGAGAGUUACGAUAGGGAGCUAUGCUUGAGUUUAACAACAAUGUUAAAGCAGGUAAGAACAUGAGAGGUAAGAACAAAGACCUACCUGGUCUAGUAGCCUAUUUGUUGGACUGACCUGUUUUAGGAACCGGAAGGCAUUACUUAUGAGGUCUGUGUGCCGCAUUAUACUUUGUUCAUCCACUUUUUGAUGUCGUUCUCGCAUUUCUUGGCGAAAUCACGGCAUCUGUGUCUGAGAAGGAAAGUAGCAAGGACCUUUCCACUUGUUGUGAAGGGAAAUUAGAACUGGCCUGAGAGAUGCAAAGAAAACCAGGAACCUAUAC